GACGUUAUGUCACUUUAACAACUAGUGGCGGAAGUGAGCCAGGUUUUGUUGGUUAAUGGCGGAAGGAGAUUUCUCCUGGCUUCCUAAGCAUGUUGUUGUUCUGUCCGACGUGCGGGAAUGUGCUGAUCGUGGAGGAGGGGCAGAAAUGUUACCGGUUCGCCUGUAAUACCUGUCCAUAUGUGCACAACAUAAACCGAAAGGUCACUAGCAGAAAGUAUCCCAAACUCAAGGAGGUUGAUGAUGUUUUGGGAGGCUCUGCAGCAUGGGAAAAUGUUGAUUCAACUGCAGAAACCUGUCCAAAAUGUGAGCAUCCACGUGCCUUUUUCAUGCAGAUUCAGACCCGUUCAGCUGACGAGCCAAUGACUACAUUUUAUAAAUGCUGCAAUUUACAGUGUGGACAUAGGUGGAGAGAUUAAAUUGUCCUUUCCUUAAGUUUACUUGUGUUUAAUAAUUAAUUCCAUAACAAGCAAUAAAGCUUAUUUUUUGUUUAUUUUAA
This is a messenger RNA of Rana temporaria (common frog), 496 nucleotides long. RefSeq names its product RNA polymerase III subunit K (gene POLR3K). Gene Ontology annotation, cellular component: RNA polymerase III complex. NCBI's taxonomy places the organism in Eukaryota, Metazoa, Chordata, Amphibia, Anura, Ranidae. The coding region runs from base 90 to 416 and encodes 108 amino acids. The record is from RefSeq and is a predicted model, not a curated record. Gene Ontology annotation, biological process: termination of RNA polymerase III transcription; DNA-templated transcription. The transcript is spliced from 3 exons. Gene Ontology annotation, molecular function: DNA-directed RNA polymerase activity; nucleic acid binding; zinc ion binding.